Molecule: messenger RNA, 723 nt
Organism: Nerophis lumbriciformis (worm pipefish)
Lineage: Eukaryota; Metazoa; Chordata; Actinopteri; Syngnathiformes; Syngnathidae
Source: RefSeq, a predicted model, not a curated record
AUGUCGGACAACGUGAUGAAGAGGAGGAAUCCUCACAAGAAGCAGAAAAGCAACAUAGAGCCCGGUACAACCUUGUCUCCGGGCAAAACAAACAUUGUCGGCUGCAGGAUCCAACACGUGUGGAAAGAAGGCACUAAGUCUUCACAGUGGAAGGGAACAGUCCUGGACCAGGUCCCUGUUAACCCGUCGCUUUACCUGAUCAAGUAUGAUGGCUUGGACUGCAUCUAUGGCCUAGAACUACACAGCGACCAGCGGGUCCACGGGCUCCAAAUUCUGCCGGACCGAAUUGCUCCGGCUCGCGUGACGGACGUGCUGCUGGCGAACGCCAUGAUUGGCAAGGCGGUGGAGCACAUGUUUGAGACUGAGGACGGGCCCAAGGAGGAGUGGCGGGGGAUGGUACUGGCUCGCGCGCCCGUCAUGACAUCCUGGUUCUUCAUCACCUACGAGAAGGACCCGGUACUCUACAUGUACCAGCUGCUAGAUGACUACAAAGAGGGAGACCUGCGCAUCAUGCCCGAUGCAAGCGAGAGCGCAUCGUCAGAUCGCGAGCCGGGAGAGGUGGUGGACAGCUUAGUGGGCAAGCAGGUGGAGUACGCCAAAGAGGACGGAGGCAAGCGCUCGGGGAUGGUGAUCCAUCAGGUGGAGGCCAAGCCCUCGGUUUACUUCAUCAAGUUCGACGACGACUUCCACAUCUACGUCUACGACCUGGUCAAGACCUCUUAA